Cryptosporidium muris RN66 is the source of this 909-nucleotide messenger RNA. RefSeq names its product protein phophatase 2C, putative. NCBI's taxonomy places the organism in Eukaryota, Apicomplexa, Conoidasida, Eucoccidiorida, Cryptosporidiidae. The record is from RefSeq and is a predicted model, not a curated record. Bases 1 to 909 code for a protein of 302 amino acids. The transcript has a single exon.
AUGAUCAAGUAUUUUAAGAGAUCCAAUAACUCCAUGUUUGUGAUUUCUCGACAUCACAUGGUAAAUAGGGUACCGAGAUAUUUUCGAACAGGAACAGAUAAGAGUUAUUUGCUGAAUAUAGGGUCAUUUUCAAUAAAAAGUACAUCGAAACCAAAACAAAGUGAAAAUGAAGAUUCUUAUAGUACGAGUAAAUGUCAUAUCUGCGUUGCAGAUGGUGUAGGUGGCUGGAAUGUUCAUGGGAUAAACCCAGCAAAAUAUAGUAGAGUAUUAACGAAGAGUAUAACACGAAAUAUAAAGGAACUAGAUUCUAAUAAUAAGGGGGAUAGCAAAAAUUUCCUCUCUUCAGUAUUACAUAAUGCUUAUAAAGAAGCAGAAGAAUCCAAUAUAAUCGGCAGUUCAACUGUUUGUCUAGUAUAUUUUAAUGGAAUAAAUAAACUUUAUACAGCUAAUUUAGGUGAUUCAGGAUGUUUAGUGUAUAGAAGAAGAGAUAAUUCUAUUAUAUAUGAGACACCCUUUCAGCAACAUAGCUUUAAUACUCCGUUCCAACUUGGUACAGGAAGUAGAGAUAGCCCCAACGAUGCAAUAUAUGAUACCAUAGAAGGAAUACAGGAAGGAGAUGUCAUUUUAAUUGCUACAGAUGGUUUAUGGGACAAUUUAUCAAAAAAGGAAAUUAUUGACAUUCUCUCUAGAUUGGAUAAAAGAAAUCCACAGGCGAUUGCAGAAAAACUUGGAAAAGAAGCAUGUCAAAUCUCUCUUGAUCCACAUCAUCUGUCACCAUAUGCAAUUAAUUUAGCUAAAUAUUUAAAUCAAAGAAAUAUAGAUUGUCAAAAUUUCGAAAAACCUAUAUACUAUACAGGAGGAAAACCGGAUGACAUUACGAUAUUAAUUGGAAUAGUAGAGCAUAAGUAG